Messenger RNA from Cordyceps fumosorosea ARSEF 2679, 1458 nucleotides. RefSeq names its product ubiquitin carboxyl-terminal hydrolase. Gene Ontology annotation, biological process: protein deubiquitination; ubiquitin-dependent protein catabolic process. NCBI's taxonomy places the organism in Eukaryota, Fungi, Ascomycota, Sordariomycetes, Hypocreales, Cordycipitaceae. The transcript has 5 exons. The coding region runs from base 1 to 1458 and encodes 485 amino acids. Gene Ontology annotation, molecular function: cysteine-type deubiquitinase activity. The record is from RefSeq and is a predicted model, not a curated record. Gene Ontology annotation, cellular component: cytoplasm.
AUGCAUCGCCACGCCGCUAACACGCCACCCGAGCGGGAUAGCUCGCCGCCCGGCACUGCCCAACGUCGCUCGAAACGCCUCUCAAACGCAGGCUUCGUGAUUAGGAUCCGCGGCGGGAAGACCGAUGGCAGCAAGACCGCCUCUCGUACAAUGAGCCAGCCGGAACCGGCCGUCGGCGACCAGCGGCGCAACCCAAAACGCAAAGCUGCCGCGCCGCCCCAGAGCCAUGUGUUGCCCGACAACCUACUCGAAGAGGCCUUGAAGCCCCUCACGUCUGCGGACAUUGAGGAAUGGGACGGGUGGAUUGAGCUAGAAUCUGAGCCUGCAUUCUUCAACACGAUUCUGAAAGACCUCGGAGUAAAGGACGUCAAAGUGCAAGAGCUGUUCUCUCUCGAUCAAGACUCGCUAGAUUUUCUACCGAAGCCUGUUUAUGGCCUCAUAUUUCUCUUCCAGUACGCCCCGUUUCACGACGAUAACCAAGUCGAAGACGAGAGCGGGCCAACAACCUCCAACGCAUGCGCCACCGUUGCGCUGCUCAACAUUGUCAUGAACCACACCGCCAUCGACCUAGGGAGCGAGCUCAGGAUAUUCAAAGAAGCCACCGCCGGGAUGAGCACCGCAGUACGAGGGUAUGAGCUGGGUAGAAACAAAUUCAUCAGGAAGAUGCACAAUUCUUUUGCGCGUCGUAUGGACUGCCUAAACGCCGACCUAUUCUUGGAGAACGACGCAUCCGACGCAAAGUCACGCAAACGCGGGGCAGCAUCCCUCACCGCAUCUCGCAAGAAGAAACCCAAGAAGCGUCACAGCAGCGACUAUGGCUACCAUUUCAUUGCUUAUGUCCCAUCGGGGGGCUUCGUUUGGGAGCUAGACGGGCUUCGCGGAAACCCCCAAAAGCUUGGUAGCUUCGAUGGCGACGGCUGGACAAAUCUGGCUCGGCCGCAGAUUGAGGCUCGCAUGCUGCAGUACGAAGAGAACCAAAUUUCAUUCAAUUUACUCUCCCUCUGCCAGAGCCCCCUUCAAAAAAACAAGAAAUCCGUGCUAAGCGCAUUGACAGCUGUACGCUUCUUGGAUUCGCAAGCCAAAACGCAGCAUGAGGACGUUUACACGACGCUCGUCUCCAACAGCGACACGCAGCUUGAUCCCAACGAUCCUCUACUUUUAGCCGAGUAUAACUUAAAAUCAGAGGAUGUUGCCAAGGAACCGCCCACCGAGGUCAUCAAGGCGAGAGUGUCCAAGGCCUGCAGCAUUAGUGCGCGCGACGCAGCAAGUCUACGGCACGAGCUUGUGACGGAGGCUCGUGCUUCUAUGGGAGAGUACCGCGGCGAGGCCAUGGCCGCCAUGGCCGACGAGGAGCGUGUGGCGGAGCGGAAGAAGGACUACGGCAGCGUGCUGCACAAGUGGAUUUCGAAAUUGGCUGAAAAGGGUGUCCUGGAAGAUAUCAUCAAGAUGUCGUCCUAG